GGUUCAGCCAUGUUGUGGUUUUGAAUGAGGAAGAAGCGGGAGAUAGUACUCUUCAACGAGUUUUUUGGCCAACUAACGUGUCGUUCAGGAUAUUGAACAGAUUUGUGUGAGACAUAACACCAUAACGGGUAUUCCGAAUGCACUGGCUGCGAGCUUUAGCGCCUCUGUAGUAAUUUAGACAUAGUUGUGUAAAUUAGCUGCGUUGCUAACGACGUUGGCUAGCAAGCUAGUUAGCAUUGCCAGCAAAUAGGUUAGCAAAUUCUCCCUUUGCGGACUAUCGCUCAGUGGGAAACUCGUUGACUUAUCCCCGUUUAAGCGUCUCGCUCGAAUGACUCGCGUUAGGUUAAUUUGUGUUGGCUCCAGAGACCGCUAGACGGCACUCACUUGAAGCGAUUUAAUUGUCAACCAGCGGCGUGAUUUAGCAAGCUUGAAGCCAUGCUCAAUAAAUUGUACGAAUGGGUAGAGUCAAGCGUUGCCAAUCUCCGAAAUGGUGUUCCGGUUGUGAGACCAUCUCAAACAGACCGGGUACCUGGAGAUGACCACAUAAGGAUGAGACGGAAAAGACCAGUUGAAUGUUUAGAAGACGGGCAUUUAGGCGACCAAGAUGAACUCGCAGUAAAGAAAUCUCGAAUGGGAGAUCUUAUUGACACUGUCAAGAUUGCAGCUGAAGGAGUAAAGAAUCGGAGUUCCAGUGUGGCGACGUGGAUGAAGAACAGUGUGAGCCCUACCUUAAAAAACAUGCUGCCUUCCUCCUCUGGUCAUCCUCUUGAACAACUUCAGCCACAGCCCUCAACAUCAGCAGGAAGAUGGACACCAAUUCUUAACUCAGAAGUAAACUCCCUGGAUCAGACUUUUGCUGCUCCUGCUACAACUUCAGAGUGGAAAACACCCAAAUCAGUUUGCAGGCGACAAGUGCACAUGAAUCCAACACUUCAGGAAGUCCCAAAAAUAAAUGGGCACCCAGGCAGCUUUCCCCCCACCAUCACGCCGAAAUUGCACACCUCUGCAUGGCUCGGCAGGCCCGUAAACAUCAGAAAAUAUAGUACACCAAGUGUGGUUAGUGGAGAGUCCACAGCAAGCAGCUCCUGCACCAGCAUGUAUGACAAAACAUUUCCAAUCAAAGUACCACAGAGGCCGUCACACAGAACUUCAGCGGGCCACAUGCAUCAAGCCAAAGCCCGUUGCACAGCACAGGAGUCUGUUCAUUUAGAGGAGAAGGAGGCAUAUCGGCAGCUUCUGGCCAUGGUCUCAGGUGGUCAGUCUUGUCUUCACAACGGCUACUCACAUUCCAUCGUGAGGUCACAGAGAGAUUUCACCAGCUUCCUGAGCCCCAGCCGAAGACUGCUACACUUCUCUUCCCUCACCAGUUCAGUGGCAGGGGAUACUUCGGAAGGACCAAGCAGCCCUCCCAGCCCCAGGGGUGUGUCGAGCCAGAGCUCCAGCAACCUUCCCAGCCCAGUGGCUUCCUUUUGCAAGCCAGAGAACUACCAGACAUGGUCUCUAGAUGUGGACCUCAGCUCCAGUCAGCCCUCCCCAUCCGCUGUGCUGGACACCUGCUCUCAGGACACUCAGUCAUCAACCCACGAUUGCAACUCUGUUAUUAUUGUAAAUGAUCAAAAGAGUAAAAAGCAAGAUUCCUCAAGCAUACCAUGUUUCCAAGCUGAGUUAUGGAUUAAAGAAUUGACAAGUAUUUAUGAUUCUCGGGCAAGAGAAAGGCGAAGACAGAUAGAAGAGCAAGAGGCCUUAGCUUCCCAGCUGCAGCGACAGCGCCUGUCCGAAGGAGGGCAACGCAGCACAGAUGUGGAGGUUCAUGUUCGAGUACCUUUGGAGACGGAGAUUCCUUUGACACUAGUUAUAGAAGAGCCCCAGUCAUUGGACGAUAAACCAGAAUUCCCAGAACUCACAGAGGAAAUGGAGGCUCAAGUGGACAAGGUGUUAAGACGCGGGAGUCCUGAUGAAGUAUGUAGUGAAGGUUUUGGUCUCAGUCUGACACGCAAGGAUCUGCAGACUCUGAGUGGCCUGAGCUGGCUAAAUGAUGAGGUGAUCAACUUUUACAUGAAUCUGCUGGUGGAGCGGAGCAAAGGCCCCAAGCUGCCUUCGGUCAACACCUUCAGCACAUUCUUCUAUCCCAAACUGCGCAGUAGCGGGUACUCCGCUGUCCGCCGAUGGACCAAAAAGAUGGACAUCUUUUCCAAAGACAUUCUGUUGGUUCCUGUACACCUGAGUAUGCACUGGUGCCUCUCUGUGGUGGAUUUCCGCAAAAAGGCUGUCACAUACUUUGACUCGAUGGGAGGGAACAAUGAUGAAGCAUGCAAGUUGUUGUUUGAUUACCUGCAACAAGAAAGCAAGGACAAAAAGGGCAAAAAACUGGAUACCACAGGCUGGACUUUACAAAGCAAAAAGCGCAAUGAAAUUCCACAGCAGAUGAACGGGAGUGACUGUGGAAUGUUUACAUGCAAAUAUGCAGAUUACAUGACCAAAGACAAGCCCAUCACAUUCACACAGAAACAGAUGCCAUAUUUCAGGAGGAGGAUGGUUUGGGAGAUAGUGAAUCAGAAGCUGUUAUGAAAGUGAUUCUGCAGGACACAUUUGGACUUCUUGUGAAAAGCCUUGCCACACCAGCUCAUCAGAUCAGGGACUGAUGCUGCCACGCUCCAUCUUCAGAAGUCUCUCUGAAGAUGGCCUACAGGUUGCUGGAGAACCGUGCCCUGCCUCCCAGUCCUCUGGCCAGGGUUCGAGUUAAAACGUUUAGGCCUCCAUACGUACGUGUGUGUGCGUACACACACAAGUAAGACUAUCACUGUGAGAGGAAAAAAUAUGAUGGGGAUCACUUAAAAAGUAAAACAGGUUUAGUCUUACAAUAGGUUGAAUAAACAUAUGACAGUUAUGAUCCUAGAAUUCAUGUUCAAAAUGCUCUCCUUCAAAAGAAAAAAGAGAAAUGCUGUCAGGAUUGCUAACUGCCAUGGCAGACGGAUCAUCUAACAUACACAUUUCUCUUCUCAUUAGCACUAAAUACAUUUUACAUGAGUACAUGCAAUAUUGAUUUGUGAUGGUGGAUAAAAGAUCCCCACAGAAUUGACUGUCUUAAUGGGAGCUCAGGUGUGUAACUCGAACCCUCCCUCUGCCCCACUUUCGGGUUUUUUGACUGUUGGCUCACAUGCGGAGCAUAUAGUACCUCAAAACGCUGCAGGUUUUUGUCAGCAAAGUCUUUCACGAUAGCCACAUUCAGUUUGGUGUCAAGUUUGAAGCAUUGACACAUUUUGGUGGGAGAGAAAUGUGUUUUGUACAAUCCCCAAUUGCAAAGGUGUUGGGAUGUUGCAUAAAACAUUGAGGAAAAAUACGUUUUGCAAAGCUUUUUCAACCUAUAUUCAAUUUAAUACAUUACCUAGACAAGAUUUUUAAUGUUCAAACUGAUAACACCCCCCAUAUAUCCCUUAUUUUGAAGUUGAUGCCUGUAACAAAUUCCAAAAAAGCUGGGACAGAGGCACCUUUUAUUUUAACAGCACUUGACUCUUUGCAAAACUAAAAUAAAUCACCUUAAUCAGUUUGAACAUUAAAUGUCUAGUGUAGUAUAUUCAAUUGAACAUAGGCUAAAAAGGAUUUGCACAUUGUAUUUUGUUGUUUACAUUUUACACAGCGUCCCAACUUCAUUGGAAUUGGGGUUUGAAUUAUAGAAACAUGUUAUUGUACUUCUGAGUAGAAAAAUGGGGUAUGCCAAGAAAACUCAACUUUAUGGCACCUUUAUAUUGGGCCACAAAAGUUGUACAUCAUUUGCUUCUUGUAAUAUACACAGUUACAUUAAAAAAAAAAAUAUUUUUGUACUUUAUGCUGAGAGGUUUUUGAAUUGCCUUGCAGAGUGUGACUUGGAAUGCUGUUUUGCUUUGCUGUUGACCAGCAAGUGAAACCAAGUAUGUACUGUCGUCUUAAUGGUCAGCUGAAAACGGAAGGGUAAAAACAUGAUUUCCUCACUGAUGAGUCUUGCUAAAAGUUUGUAAAUUAAGUUUCAAAGUCUAUUUUAUGUAUGUGAGUCAACAGCAAUUUUUGGGUAUAUUCAGAAUAUUUUAAACUUUGUAUAUAUUUGAAACUUAAUCUUGUAAUUUUUUAAUGUACUUUUUUAUGUAGUAAGUUUCUUGUAGUAAUAAAUCCUCAUAUAUUG
Messenger RNA from Phycodurus eques (leafy seadragon), 4156 nucleotides. It is a transcript of the gene senp1, whose product is annotated as SUMO specific peptidase 1. Lineage: Eukaryota; Metazoa; Chordata; Actinopteri; Syngnathiformes; Syngnathidae. The transcript is spliced from 18 exons. The record is from RefSeq and is a predicted model, not a curated record. Gene Ontology annotation, molecular function: deSUMOylase activity. The coding region runs from base 436 to 2568 and encodes 710 amino acids. Gene Ontology annotation, cellular component: nucleus. Gene Ontology annotation, biological process: protein desumoylation.